AUGGCGGCAUCCUCCAAUCCUGCAGCGGCGAGCAAGAUUCGCAAGACCUUCUAUCUGACUGCCAACGACAUUCGAGAUCCCAUGCCUACCGAGGACGGCCUCAAUGGUCGCGCCGACCCAAAUGAGCGAACGGGUCUCCUCUCGAGAAUCACUACGACCGAUUCGGGUACUCCAUACUACAAGCAUGACAACAGGGCGAUAAGAAUUCCAUUCCUCGUUCUACACACUAUUUGGGAGAUCUUGAAGACCAACUACGUGAAUGUGUUGCUGGUGUUUGUUCCCAUUGGCAUUGUCGCCGGUGUCUUGGAUUGGUCGCCUACUUUACAGUUCAUCUUGAACUUCAUUGCGAUCAUUCCUUUGGCAUCAUUGCUCGCUUUUGCGACGGAAGAGCUGGCAAUCCCACUGGGUCAAACCCUCGGGGGCCUUUUGAACGCCACUUUUGGGAAUGCGGUCGAGUUGAUUGUGAGCAUCAUUGCUUUGCGCAACAAUGAGAUCCGCAUUGUACAAGCCAGCAUGCUAGGGAGUAUUCUGUCCAACAUUCUCCUCGUUCUCGGCUGCUGCUUCCUCGCGGGAGGAAUCAGGUACAAGGAACAAAGCUUCAAUUCCACCGUCGCCUCCACCAUGUCUUCUCUUAUGACGGUGGCCACUUCGUCACUCAUUAUUCCCGCGACGUUGUACGCUGUCAUGUCGGAGGGCAAAUCGCAACAGGAUAAUAUCAUGAUUUUGUCUCGAGGGACAUCGAUUAUACUCCUCCUCAUCUACGUUGCAUAUCUCUACUUCCAACUCGGGUCCCACGCAGACUUGUUUGAUGAUGCUGAGGCACAAGAAUCAGAGAAUGAGGGCGGUCAACUCCUGGGCCCCUGGUCUGCUGGCUUGAUGUUGGUCAUCAUCACCAUCUUGGUUGCCCUUUGCGCCGAGUAUCUCGUCGAUAGCAUCGAUUCCAUUGUCCAGGAGGCGCACAUCAGCAAGACCUUCAUUGGUCUUAUCCUGAUCCCCAUUGUUGGAAAUGCUGCCGAACACGUCACCGCCGUUAUCGUGGCAUGGAAGAACAAGAUGGAUUUGGCAAUCGGAGUGGCUAUUGGAUCAAGCUUGCAAAUUGCCAUUUUUGUCACCCCUUUCUUGGUCAUUCUCGGCUGGGCGAUGGACAGAGACAUGUCCCUUCAUUUCGAGACUUUCGAAACCGUAUCCUUCUUCCUUGCCUCUCUGGUGGUGGUUCUCCUGAUUCAGGACGGCAAAUCCAAUUAUCUCGAAGGACUCUUGUGCUUGGGCAUGUAUAUCAUCAUUGCCCUGGCCUUUUACGUCUUGCCGGACGAUCCCGAGUCGGGUUUGGGCUUGGGCAAACUUUUCGGUGGAAGUGGUGGCAACUGA
This is a messenger RNA of Rhinocladiella mackenziei CBS 650.93, 1368 nucleotides long. RefSeq names its product calcium/proton exchanger. The record is from RefSeq and is a predicted model, not a curated record. NCBI's taxonomy places the organism in Eukaryota, Fungi, Ascomycota, Eurotiomycetes, Chaetothyriales, Herpotrichiellaceae. Gene Ontology annotation, biological process: intracellular calcium ion homeostasis; calcium ion transmembrane transport. Gene Ontology annotation, molecular function: calcium:proton antiporter activity. The coding region runs from base 1 to 1368 and encodes 455 amino acids. Gene Ontology annotation, cellular component: fungal-type vacuole membrane. The transcript has 2 exons.